UAGAGAACGUAUUCUAUGACAUCGGUCAAAACUAUCUUGUUUACUACAUUAAAUCCCUGGCACGGCUGUGAAUCGAAAUCUCAGUUCGCAAAACUCCAUCGAUCAAUUCCUUCCAGUAUCACCAGUGACCAUGAAGUUAUCCACUACUAUCUUCAUGCUCGCGUCAACUUUGUCCCUUGUCUCAGCAGUGCCUGCUCGACCUCGAGUAUCCGUAAACAAGAACGACAUAUUUUUACGUGCAGCUUCUUGUCUUGACCUCGGAUGCGACUUCGACACCGACUGCUACGGGUGGAGAUGUGGUGAUUGUAGCAGCAGUUUCAAAUGCGGAUGCCCACCUGAGGCAGUAAGCUUAGUUCCACUCGAUAAAUAUUUUCUAUGCUAACUUGCUGCUCAAGGGGGGAGGUACUUGUUAGGG
Molecule: messenger RNA, 415 nt
Organism: Dothidotthia symphoricarpi CBS 119687
Lineage: Eukaryota; Fungi; Ascomycota; Dothideomycetes; Pleosporales; Dothidotthiaceae
Exons: 2
Coding region: 131-382 (83 amino acids)
Source: RefSeq, a predicted model, not a curated record